Messenger RNA from Trypanosoma cruzi, 891 nucleotides. Its product is annotated as 60S ribosomal protein L7, putative. Gene Ontology annotation, biological process: maturation of LSU-rRNA from tricistronic rRNA transcript (SSU-rRNA, 5.8S rRNA, LSU-rRNA). Gene Ontology annotation, molecular function: RNA binding; structural constituent of ribosome. Gene Ontology annotation, cellular component: cytosolic large ribosomal subunit. The record is from RefSeq and is a predicted model, not a curated record. The transcript has a single exon. NCBI's taxonomy places the organism in Eukaryota, Euglenozoa, Kinetoplastea, Trypanosomatida, Trypanosomatidae. Bases 1 to 891 code for a protein of 296 amino acids.
AUGGGGAAAAAUCCGCCGAAAUGGCUGCCAGGGGAGCGGGUGAAGGAGACAAUUCUCCUGCAGCGUAAGUCUGUGGAGCAGCUACGGGCGGAUCGUGUCCUGCGGCGCGACAAGUUGCAGGAGCGUCGUGACCGCCACAAGGCAAAGUUGGAUGCCAAGCGGAAGAGGAAGCUCGAAACGAAGAAGUUCAUCUCCGCGCAGACGAUUUUGAAGCACGCACAGCGAAAAGAGCGGCAGGGAAACAUCUUCCGCAAAAUUGGGGAGAAGGUGCGAGGCAGGCGGCAGCGCAUGGCUCCUGGCGAGUACAAAAAGAGUCUCGACGACAGCCGUGUAGUGCUGAUUGUGCGGGCACGUGGCAAACAAAUCCCCUCGGAGGUAUCCGCCGCAUUUCGGCACCUGGGGCUUUUGAAGUUGUACGCCGCACGGCUGCUUUGCCUGAACCCACGCACGGACCCUCUUGUGAAACAACUUGCCCCGUUCUGCAUCAUUGGUCACCCCGAGCCGGUACAAUUGGAGGAACUGCUUCGCACGCGUGGAAGUUUGUGGAACGAAGAGACGCAGACAAAGCGAUUUAUCAGCGGCAAUCUUAUGCUGGAGCAGGCCCUGGGUCAGUACAACAUACUCUGCAUCGAAGACCUUUGCGAUGCGAUUGUGAAGAAGACGGAACACGUGCAAGCAGCCCUGCGACACAUAGCGCCAUUUGACUUCCACCCACCGCGCCAACUCUUUUUGGAGCGACACCGUUCGGUCCACCAGAAGUUGGAGAUGGUUAACCAGGAGUCGUUUGCUGCCUAUAUGGCACAGCAGCUGAAAGGCGUCGCCAAGCGUGAGAAGAAGCUAUCAGCAUCUAACAAGCGAAAAGCAGCUAAAAAAUCAUCUACGUCCUCCUAA